Molecule: messenger RNA, 1956 nt
Organism: Gymnogyps californianus (California condor)
Lineage: Eukaryota; Metazoa; Chordata; Aves; Accipitriformes; Cathartidae
Gene: MUTYH
Product: mutY DNA glycosylase
Biological process (GO): base-excision repair; mismatch repair
Cellular component (GO): nucleus
Molecular function (GO): 4 iron, 4 sulfur cluster binding; 8-oxo-7,8-dihydroguanine DNA N-glycosylase activity; purine-specific mismatch base pair DNA N-glycosylase activity
Source: RefSeq, a predicted model, not a curated record
AUGGGAGCAUGCUCCCAGCUAGUCCUGGCAGUUCCGUGGUGGGUGGUCUGUAGCCAGUCGCUAGGUACGAAAAGUAAAGCAGGGCACAGGGUGAAACCACGCUUCUCAAACAUAGCCUCCAACCAGGAGUACUUUUCUCUGGCAGCAACCGAGCCGGAUGCCGACAGACGGGCGUACGCAGUGUGGGUGUCGGAGAUCAUGCUCCAGCAGACGCAGGUGGCUACAGUGAUUGACUACUACAACCGCUGGAUGCAGAAGUGGCCGACGCUGCAGGCUCUGGCGCAGGCAUCCCUGGAGGAGGUGAACGAGCUGUGGGCCGGACUUGGCUACUACUCGAGAGGGAAGCGUCUGCAGGAGGCAGCAAGGAAGGUGCCCUGGUGCUGGCGUGCGGGGGCAUUUCCAAAGCCCUCUGUGGCCUGUGGGUUGAUGCUGGCUCACAUCUGCCCUGCCUUGCUGGGACCAUGUGCUGCUGGCACAAGGGUGGUGUCUGAGCUGGCUGGACAGAUGCCCAGGACGGCUGAGGACCUGCAGAAGCUGCUGCCAGGAGUGGGCCGAUACACGGCAGGAGCCAUCGCAUCCAUCUCGUAUGGGCAGGCUACCGGUGUCGUGGAUGGGAACGUGAUCCGGGUCCUGUGCCGCCUGCGGUGCAUUGGUGCCGACUCCAGCAGCCCGGCCGUCAUCGACCGGCUCUGGGACAUGGCCAAUGCCCUGGUAGACAGGAGCCGCCCAGGGGAUUUUAACCAAGCCCUGAUGGAGCUGGGGGCAACUGUGUGUGCACCCAAGGCCCCGCUGUGUGGGGAGUGCCCCGUGAAGCAGCACUGCCGAGCACGGCGCAGGGUGGAGAAGGAGCUGGCCUUCACCUCGCAGAAGCUGUUUGGAAAACCUGCCUCAGUGCCUGAUGUUGAGGACUGUGGUGUUGGGGGCUGUCCUCUGUGCCCCCCGGCCGCGGAGCCGUGGGACAGCAGCCUGGGGGUGACCAACUUCCCCCGGAAAGCAGCGAAGAAGCAGCCGCGGGCAGUGCGAACGGCCACGUGUGUGCUGGAGCGGAGGGGCUGCCACGGGGUCCCGGAGUACCUCAUUGUGCAGAGACCCAGCUCAGGUCUCCUGGCUGGGCUCUGGGAGUUCCCAAGUCUCCUGCUGGCUCAGGGUCUGCAGGAGGAGAAGCAGAGGGAGGCGCUGGCAGAUCACCUCCAGGCCUGGACGGGGCGGCCCGUGGCGGCUGGAGGCCUGCGGUUCAUCGGAGAGGUCGUCCACAUCUUCUCUCACAUCCACCAGACCUAUGUGGUCUACUCCCUGCCCCUGGACGAGGAUGUGACCCUGGACCCUGCCUUGUCCCCAUCCCGCUGGGUGACAGAGGAGGAGUUCCAUGCCUCAGCUGUGUCCACGGCCAUGAAGAAGGUGCUAAAAGCACGUGAGAUGCAGCGUGGGAAGGAGAGCAGCGCUGGCAAGGGCUCCAAGCGGAAGCGGGGGGCAAAAACGCAGGGAGCGGGCAGCACCUGCCCCGGGACGCAGCUCUCCCUCCGCGCCUUCCUCCGGGCACCGACUGCCCCGUGACGGCACCUUCCACAUACGAGACCACUAGAGACCCAUGCUGCGAGUUCGCUGGCUUCCGCAGCUUCCCCAUGGGAGCUGUGCCUUGACGUGGCCACUACGGCCCUGGAUGUGACCUGGAGCCAGGCUUGCCUUCCCUCCUUGGCUGGAGCCCUCCUGGGGUUAUUCGGCCCCGCACAGCCACCGCUCUGGCACUGCAGACUCGCGGCAGCAGGGGUUUCUCUCCAGCAGCAGGAAGGCUGUGGCCACAUCGCUCCUGCAGCCCUGUCCCCAGGGCACCUCGUCCGCCAGCCAGCGAUUGUGGAUGCUGCUGUAUGCUUCCUGGCCUCCCAUAGCCAUUUUUAUACACUUGUUUUUACUGAACCUGAGCCACAGGCUUUCUAAUAAUAAAUCUCGUAAACUGUG